Miscanthus lutarioriparius is the source of this 1323-nucleotide messenger RNA. NCBI's taxonomy places the organism in Eukaryota, Viridiplantae, Streptophyta, Magnoliopsida, Poales, Poaceae. The record is from the annotation of a GenBank genome assembly.
AUGGCACCUCCCCAGCCCAUGGCCAAUGGGCCAGCCGCGGCCCAGGAGGGGGGCGCUGCGCCCAGCGCCGACGGCAACAGCGGCGGCGGCUCGGAAUUCUUCUUGCAGGGAAGAUUCAUAUUUGGGCCUGAUGUGAGAUCUGUGUUUCUCACUAUGUUCCUCAUCAUUGCACCGGUGGUUGCCUUCUGUGUGUUUGUCGCAAGGCAUCUCAUAAAUGAUUUCCCCAAUAGCUGGGGAAUCUCAGUGAUGGUAGUAGUGGUUGUCUUCACCAUUUAUGAUUUGAUGCUGCUUCUUUGUACCUCUGGUAGAGAUCCUGGUAUAAUACCACGUAAUACUCAUCCUCCUGAACCUGAAUCCAUUGAUGGGAUCAAUGAUACGGGUGUUCAGACUCCACAACAAUUUCGUUUGCCUCGCACAAAGGAAGUUGUUGUAAAUGGGAUCAGUGUACGGGUCAAAUACUGUGAUACUUGCAUGCUGUACAGACCACCUCGAUGUUCACACUGUUCCAUUUGCAAUAACUGUGUGGAACGGUUUGAUCAUCACUGUCCAUGGGUUGGCCAGUGCAUAGGACUGCGUAAUUAUCGGUUCUUCUAUAUGUUUGUCUUCUCGACGACAUUGCUCUGCCUGUAUGUAUUUGCCUUCUGUUGGGUGUAUGUGAUCAAGAUUAGAGACGCUGAGCAAUUGUCACUUUGGAAGGCCUUGUUGAAGACACCAGCUUCAAUUGUUCUGAUUAUCUACUGCUUUCUUUGUGUAUGGUUUGUGGGUGGUUUAUCUGUCUUCCAUUUAUACCUGAUGAGCACUAACCAGACAACAUAUGAGAAUUUCAGGUAUCGCUAUGAUCGGCGCGAUAACCCAUAUAACAGAGGUAUUCUGAACAACUUUCUAGAGAUAUUCUGCACUGCUAUUCCCCCUUCGAAGAACAAUUUUCGGGCAAGGGUGACAGUAGAGCAAGGGCUGCAGCAAACGCGCUCACAGUCUAGAGGUUUCAUGAGCCCCAGCAUGGGCAAGCCCAUUGGAGAUCUUGAAAUGGGCAGGAAGCCAGUAGUACCUUGGGACGAGCCAAGGUCGGCGGCUGAUAUCAGGGACUUGGAAGCAGGGCUUGGGGGCAUGUUUGAUGAGAAAGAGGGCAGAGUAGCCCAUGCAUCCCCAGAUCUGAGCAGAGAUCUUCCAGCAGAGUUUGUGGAAGGCCGAUCUGGCAUGCACUCGAGGCAGUCAAGUUGGGUUCAGAGAGGAGGUGAUGCAAUUGAAGCGUCGGCGGUGCAAAUGGAUAAUGCCCGCACCACCGAAGCUAGCAACAAUGUUGCCUGGAGCGGCACACAUUAG